This is a messenger RNA of Mollisia scopiformis, 1665 nucleotides long. RefSeq names its product amino acid or gaba permease. Gene Ontology annotation, molecular function: transmembrane transporter activity. The transcript has 7 exons. The coding region runs from base 1 to 1665 and encodes 554 amino acids. NCBI's taxonomy places the organism in Eukaryota, Fungi, Ascomycota, Leotiomycetes, Helotiales, Mollisiaceae. Gene Ontology annotation, biological process: transmembrane transport; amino acid transport. Gene Ontology annotation, cellular component: membrane. The record is from RefSeq and is a predicted model, not a curated record.
AUGGAAAAGAAUCCAGGCAUAGAGGACAAUGAGAUCAAGGCAGUGGCACAAUCGGGCUCGCCAGGAUCCAUUGAUGAAGGCAAUGCAAAGAAUCUCUUUACUCAAGAUGAGUACCAAUUGGCGCAAUUGGGAUACAAGCAAGAGUUCUUUCGUGGACUCGGUCUCUUCGAGAACUGGGCUGCCACUUUCACGUCGAUGAACUUCGCUUCUGGGAUUCCAGUCUUGUUCGGAUUUGUGAUGUACACGGGAGGACCCACAGCUGCGUUCGCAAACUGGACAAUGGUAGGAGGGUUGUCUUUCAUCGUCAGUCUCUCCAUGGCUGAGAUCGCUGCUGCACUCCCAACCGCAGGAGGCAUUUAUUACUGGGCGUACAGGCUGGGCGGACCUGAAUGGGGCCCGUUUCUUGCGUGGAUGACUGGAUGGUGGAAUUGGGCAGGAUGGGUCUCGGUUGUCCCUGGCGUACAGCAAGGAUCUACCAAUUUUCUGAUAUCGGCCCUCGAAAUCAAAUAUCCUGACGCGGAAGUCCUGACCAAAGGCUGGUUUGCUUGGCUUCUUACCUCGAUCGGGAUGUUCUUCGCUAUGGCCCCCAACAUCAUCAACCAAAGGGUCUUGCAAUGGUACUUCCGAUUCGCGGUCGUCAUCUUCCAUGUUUUGGUCGUCAUGUACUACAUCUGGUUUCCUAUCCAGGCCUCCCGUCGUGGUGGCUUCCAACCGGCAUCGGGUGUCUUCAAUCACUUCUACAACGGCAUCAAUGAAGGAACCGAGAAGCAAGCGAGCGAUGCGUAUUGUUGGAUCAUUUCGAUUCUCUUCGGUGCAUGGGUUUUCUACGGCUACGAUGCAAGCGUUCAUAUCGCAGAGGAAACCAAAGAAGCAAGCGAGGUCGUGGCGAAAGGAAUGUGGAUGAGCACUCUCUCAGCUUGGUUAAUGUCCGUCCCAACCCUGAUCAUCAUUCUGUUCUGCAUUCAAGACUUCGACGGCAUCAUCGCCGGCACAUACGCCAAUAACUGGGCUGAAUACCUCGUCCAACUUGUCGGCGAAAAUGGAGCAGUUGCCAUCCUCUCCCUGCUCUGGGUCGACUCCACCUGCGCCACAGCAUCGUGCUUCAUGUCUGCUCAACGAGUCACCUACGCCAUAUCACGAGACGGCAUUCUCCCCGGCAGUAAAUACUUCCGUCGUCUGAGCAAGAAAUCGCACAUGCCCAUCCACGCGGCCUUCCUCGUCUAUGCCAUGAGCGUCAUCAUCACCACAGCAGUCAUCGGCUCGGUGGUAGCCUUCUCAGCUAUCACAGCAACAGCCACCAUAGCGACGAACGUCUCGUACCUCUUCCCCAUUCUCGCCCGCCACACCGUAGGCCGCAAGAUCUUCGAGCCCGCGAAAUGGCAUCUGGGCCGUUUCUCCAUUCCUUGCGCCGUGGUGACUACUCUAUACAUCAGUUUCCUGGUCGUGGUUCUCCUGCUGCCGCAACUUUAUCCUGUAACAGCACAGACAUUGAAUUAUGCUCCGAUUAUGAUUGGAGGCGUGAGUAUCAUCAGUUUGGUGGGGUGGUGGAUGCCGUUUGGGCUGGGAGGGAGGCAUUGGUUCAAGGGGCCGCAAAGGACGAUUAGUGAGGAGGAGGUUGCGGGGGCUACGGUGGUGGGGACGGAUGUUGAUACACAUAGGGUUUAA